This is a messenger RNA of Oncorhynchus nerka (sockeye salmon), 4848 nucleotides long. Its product is annotated as peptidyl-prolyl cis-trans isomerase FKBP9-like. Gene Ontology annotation, cellular component: endoplasmic reticulum. The transcript is spliced from 10 exons. NCBI's taxonomy places the organism in Eukaryota, Metazoa, Chordata, Actinopteri, Salmoniformes, Salmonidae. Gene Ontology annotation, molecular function: peptidyl-prolyl cis-trans isomerase activity; calcium ion binding. The record is from RefSeq and is a predicted model, not a curated record. Bases 173 to 1876 code for a protein of 567 amino acids.
GCCUGCGCCCAUUCUAUUAAACCAAGAACGGCCUGGGAUCCAGGGAAGAAGACAGAACGGGAAGAAGAAGAUCAGAGGAACCGAAACAACCUGCGAGAGUGAAAAAGAGACCAAUAGCAAUCGUAAAAGUCACGGUUAUCCACCUUAGUUUUUGUCGGUAAAGGAUAUUGCUAUGACAAUGAACCAGUGCGUGCACGGGAUGAUCUAUCUGGCGGUUCUGGUGGCGUUUGUCGCCUGUGACGCCCCUCCGGUACCGUUAGAUGACAUCGUGAUUGAGAAAACGUUCGUGCCGGAGCAGUGCGGGCGCGCUGUGAAAGUAGGGGACUAUGUCCGUUACCACUAUAACGGCAUGUUCCCCGAUGGAAAGAAGUUUGAUUCCAGCUAUGACCGCGGUAGCACCUACAAUGUUUAUGUGGGUAAGAAGCAGCUGAUUGAAGGGAUGGACAGAGCUCUGGUAGGGAUGUGUGUCAACGAGAGACGCCUGGUCACCAUCCCCCCACAACUGGCCUAUGGGAAGGAAGGAUACGGUGAUGUCAUCCCUUCAGACGCAAUCCUCAAUUUUGACGUUCUGUUGUUGGACGUGUGGAACCCUGACGACGGGGUUCAGAGUGAGACGUACUACACCCCUGAGAACUGCUCUAGGAAGGUAGAGGUGUCAGACUACGUACGAUACCACUACAAUGGAACACUGCUGGACGGAACACUGUUCGACUCCAGCCACACCCGUUUGCGUACCUACGACACCUAUGUGGGGAUUGGCUGGCUGAUCGCUGGCAUGGACCAGGGCCUUCUGGGCAUGUGUGUUGGGGAGAGACGCAUCAUCACCAUGCCCCCUUCGCUAGGAUACGGAUCAAACGGAGAUGGUAGUGAUAUCCCUGGCCAGGCUUCCCUGGUGUUUGAUGUAGUCCUCUUGGACCUCCAUAACCCUAAAGACGGCGUCACUAUAACCAACCAGGACAUACCUCAACCCUGCCUCAGGAAGAGUAUAUCUGGGGACUUUAUCAGAUACCACUAUAACGGAUCACUACUGGACGGGACCUUCUUCGACUCCAGUUACUCUCGUAACCGUACCUAUGACACGUACGUGGGUAAGGGCUCUUUGAUUGGUGGGAUGGACGAGGGCCUGAUCGGAGUCUGCAUUGGAGAGAGAAGACGCAUCACCAUCCCACCUCACCUCGGAUACGGAGAGGAGGGUACAGGUACUAAGAUCCCAGGUUCUGCUGUCUUGGUGUUUGAUAUCCAUAUCAUAGACUUCCACAACCCAUCAGACACAGUGGUGAUCACUACCAACUAUAAACCAGAGGUGUGUGAGACGCUGGCUAAGAAAGGAGACUUUGUUAAAUACCACUACAACGCUUCACUAAUGGAUGGAUCCUUUAUCGACUCCACAUAUAACUAUGGGAAGACAUAUAACAUUGUGCUGGGAGCCAACCAGGUGGUUCCUGGGAUGGAGGAAGGGCUGAAGGAGAUGUGUGUUGGAGAGAGAAGACACCUGGUCAUACCUCCUCACCUGGGCUACGGAGAGAGGGGAGUGGAUGGUGAGGUGCCGGCCAGUGCUGUCCUGGUCUUCGACAUCGAGAUGAUCGAGAUGGAGGCGGGCCUCCCUGACGGGUACAUGUUCAUCUGGAACGAGGAGGUAUCAGCUGACCUCUUCACCGAGAUGGACGCAGACAAGGACCUACAGGUGUUGGCCUCAGAGUUCUCAGACUAUAUCCUGCGUCAGGUGAACGAGGGUAAAGGUCGCCUUGCCCCUGGGUUUAACGCAAAUCUCAUCAUCGAGAACAUGUUCUCCAACCAGGACCGUAAUGGAGACGGAAAGAUCACUGAGGAGGAGUUCAAACUGAAGGCCGACGAGACACCACACGACGAGUUAUAAGACAGACUAGACCCCACACGACCAGCUAUAAGACAGACUAGACCCCACACGACGAGCUAUAAGAGAGACUAGACCCCACACGACGAGCUAUCAGACAGACCCCACACGACGAGCUAUAAGACAGACUAGACCCCACACGACCAGCUAUAAGAGAGACUAGACCCCACAAGACCAGCUAUAAGAGAGACUAGACCCCACACGACGAGCUAUAAGACAGACUAGACCCCACAAGACCAGCUAUAAGAGAGACUAGACCCCACAAGACCAGCUAUAAGAGAGACUAGACCCCACAAGACCAGCUAUAAGAGAGACUAGACCCCACAAGACCAGCUAUAAGAGAGACUAGACCCCACAAGACCAGCUAUAAGAGAGACUAGACCCCACACGACGAGCUAUAAGACAGACUAGACCCCACAAGACGAGCUAUAAGACAGACUAGACCCCACAAGACGAGCUAUAAGACAGACCCCACACGACGAGCUAUAAGAGAGACCCCACACGACGAGCUAUAAGACAGACUAGACCCCACAAGACGAGCUAUAAGACAGACCCCACACGACGAGCUAUAAGACAGACCAGACCCCACAAGACGAGCUAUAAGACAGACCCCACACGACGAGCUAUAAGAGAGACCCCACACGACGAGCUAUAAGACAGACUAGACCCCACAAGACCAGCUAUAAGAGAGACUAGACCCCACAAGACCAGCUAUAAGAGAGACUAGACCCCACAAGACCAGCUAUAAGAGAGACUAGACCCCACAAGACCAGCUAUAAGAGAGACUAGACCCCACAAGACCAGCUAUAAGAGAGACUAGACCCCACACGACGAGCUAUAAGACAGACUAGACCCCACAAGACGAGCUAUAAGACAGACUAGACCCCACAAGACGAGCUAUAAGACAGACCCCACACGACGAGCUAUAAGAGAGACCCCACACGACGAGCUAUAAGACAGACUAGACCCCACAAGACGAGCUAUAAGACAGACCCCACACGACGAGCUAUAAGACAGACCAGACCCCACAAGACGAGCUAUAAGACAGACCGCACACGACGAGCUAUAAGAGAGACCCCACACGACGAGCUAUAAGACAGACUAGACCCCACAAGACCAGCUAUAAGAGAGGGACAGGGUUUAUGAGGGGGCUUAUAUGGUGACCGUAUAAGACAAAGAGGGUGUGUGUGUUUGUGCUUGUGAAUGUGUGAAUGUGUGUGGGUGUGUGUAUCAGACCUGGUUUCAAAUACUAUUUCAAAUAUCUCAAUUACUUUCACAUACACAUACUUUCGAAGUAAGUAUUCAGAUAUAUUUUAUUUGAAAAGACAAGUAGUUGAAUAUUUUAUUGUAUUUGGAAAUAAACUUGGAAAGUAUUUGAAAAUACUCAAAUCCACUUACCCAAAUACACUCCCAUGCAUUUAACUCAAAUACAAUUUGGUAAACUAUUUUGUUUCUUACAAAUAACUAUUAAAAUACUCAAAUAAAAGUACUUGUUUUGGGCUGUUGUAUUAGAAAAUACUCAAAUAUUCAGAAAAAGUAUUUUAAAUACCAGAUGCUCAUGUAUUUGAACACAGGUCUGUGUGUGUGUGUGUGUGUGUGUGUGUGUGUGUGUGUGUGUGUGUGUGUGUGUGUGUGUGUGUGUGUGUGUGUGUGUGUGUGUGCGGAGGGUGGUGGGUGGCGGGGGGAGGGGGUGAGCUGUUGUUGUUGUUGUUGUUGAUGAUGAUGAUGAUGUGCCUUUUUUUUUUACCUUCUCUGGCAUCACAGAGUGUGUUUUUUAAAUUUUAUUUUUGUAAAUGAAGAUUCAUGUUCACGUGGUUGGUUUUGUGUUUGUCUCUUUAAUCAGUUUCUUAACUCUUGCGAGAAUAAGUGCCUGCCUAUUUUGGUUGUGACGUAAACUCUUCGCUGUGUUCAGCUGAUCCGAGGAUCUUCCAUGUUUAAUAGUUAGUGCUCCUGAAUUCUUCUCCGUUCUGUUGGUCAAACUGUUUUUAUUUGAUAUAUUGUAUCCCGGUGACAUCACAAAUUGGCAUAACUUCACCAAAUAUGUCUUAAUAGAGUACAAUUACAGUUACAGUACUAUUUACUGAUUACAGUACUAUUGAAAUAGUGGUUGUAAAAACAAACACCAUGAUAGAUGAACAGUUAGGUGAUUUCAGAAUUUCUGGUACAGUACUAUAAUUCUGUUCUGUCCAUUGGAGCUAACAUGUGUGUGUGUGUGUGUGUGUUUUAGUUAGGGUUGGCCAUUGAUUCAGGUGCUAAAACAGUGUUUCCAUUCAUUGUUUUCAUGUGUACAAACUCUUCCUGUAUUCCCUGAUGUCUAAGCCAAUCACAGUACAGGACUACACAUCCGUAGUCAUUCAGCUGCCCACUCACAACACUGAAGUCUCCUAUGCAACAUGUACCUAAAUGUUAGUACCACUAUCAGGCAGUUCACAUUGUUUAACGUUUCCCCCCCAAUAGCUUGUGUUCUAAUUCCUCUAUGCUCGGCACACACAUCUCACUUGCCACGGCUUCGGCUGUGUUUUUGUGUGUGAUUUUGUGUGUGUGUGUGUGUGUGUGUGUGUGUGUGUGUGUGUGUGUGUGUGUGUGUGUGUGUGUGUGGUGUGUGUGUGUGUGUGUGUGUGUGAUUUUGUGUGUGUGGUGUGUGUGUGUGUGUGUGUGUGUGUGUGUGUGUGUGUGUGUGUGUGUGUGUGUGUGUGUGUGUGUGUGUGGUGUGUGUGUGUGUGUGAUUUUUGUGUGUGUGUGUGUGUGUGUGUGUGUGUGGUGUGUGUGUGUGUGGUGUGUGUGUGUGUGUGUGUGUGUGUGUGUGUGUGUGUGUGUGUGUGUGUGUGUGUGUGUGUGUGUGUGAGUGGUGUACGUGUGUGUAUUUGCAACAGUUGAGUUUGUUUACUAUCCGAUACCUCUGUUAAUGAUGAUGCUGUUAAGGACAGUUUGAAUAAAUGAAAUAAAUAAAUAAACAUUCCAACCCUUUUACAACA